Molecule: messenger RNA, 1007 nt
Organism: Rhodamnia argentea
Lineage: Eukaryota; Viridiplantae; Streptophyta; Magnoliopsida; Myrtales; Myrtaceae
Exons: 6
Coding region: 616-987 (123 amino acids)
Biological process (GO): mRNA splicing, via spliceosome
Cellular component (GO): U4/U6 x U5 tri-snRNP complex; U6 snRNP; Lsm1-7-Pat1 complex
Molecular function (GO): RNA binding
Source: RefSeq, a predicted model, not a curated record
ACCGAGUCUGAAUAUGAGGGAGAAGAUGCCGAAUGUGGAUCUGAAUAUGAUGGAGAAGACAAUUAACAUGAAUCUGAAUAUGAGGAGAGGGCGACGAAUAUGAAUAUGAAUCUGAGGGAGAAGACUGACGGAUAAGUGCACGUUGCUCUUGAAAGCUUCUUGAUCCACUACCACGAAUUAUUCCCUUGUGUUCAAACGUCAAACAAAUUGAGGGAGCUAUGGCUAAUUGGGCAGCUGUAUGGAUGGAGACUGAAGAAAGGCAGAUGAAGGAUGAAAUUUGAUGUUGACUGUAUUCCCUCUCACAAUCUUGGUGUGAACUUGCUAAUUGGUACCCAGAUGUUCUUUUAUGAGGAAACUCUCGAAGGGCUUGUCUGAACCGGGAGAAAAAUUAUGGGACUGUGUUCUUGUUGCUUUCAUUGGUUAUUUGUUAAAAAUGUGUGCUAUGUAGAUCAUGUGGCUUUCAAGAGCCGAGAGUCAUGCUGAAUCCAAUCAUUUGAAAGAGCAACUCCACACUCUUUCUUAAUGCGCUUUCAACAUGCGUUUUCCAAAGACAGAGCUCUCUCCCUACUUUGAGUUGCAUUGCUUCCAAGCAAAAAAGUCUCCUCACUUUCCUCCAUGGACAACAAUCCUUCACAGUUCCUCCCGUCAGAGUUGAUUGACCGGUGUAUAGGUUUGAAAAUCUGGGUUGUAAUGAAAGGAGACAAGGAGCUUGUUGGUACUCUUAGGGGCUUCGAUGCGUACGUCAACAUGGUCCUCGAGGAUGUCACUGAGUAUUGGUCCCCGGUGGCUCCCCUGAUCUGGAAUGAGUUGGAUUCAUCCUCUAACCCCAGUGGCAAAUUAUGUAGGUUGGCUAUUCGGGCGGAGUGCUGUUUCUUGAUUUUGCGGUGGCGGCAUUCUUCGGAGUUUUCUAGAGGUUUUCAGACUGCUGAAAGAGUGAGCUCAGAGCUCGUGAGGUGUAAUAUUGCUUGCGGAGCUUGGUUAGAGUGACCAUAACAAAUUCUUGACUU